This is a messenger RNA of Trypanosoma conorhini, 393 nucleotides long. RefSeq names its product putative DNA-directed RNA polymerase subunit. The coding region runs from base 1 to 393 and encodes 130 amino acids. The transcript has a single exon. The record is from RefSeq and is a predicted model, not a curated record. Gene Ontology annotation, biological process: DNA-templated transcription. Gene Ontology annotation, molecular function: DNA binding; DNA-directed RNA polymerase activity. Lineage: Eukaryota; Euglenozoa; Kinetoplastea; Trypanosomatida; Trypanosomatidae. Gene Ontology annotation, cellular component: RNA polymerase II, core complex; RNA polymerase III complex; RNA polymerase I complex.
AUGAUCCGCUCGGAUCUUCUCGACGGCGAGGAGUUGGCGAUCGCCGGCGAAUCACUCCGUAUUACCCCUGUGCAGGAGAGGAGGACAAGUGCCUACCUGACCAAGUAUGAGAUGGUGCGGGUGAUUGGGGAGAGGGCUCGUCAGAUUGUGAACGGCACUUCUGUUCUUUUGAGUGGCCGAAGCCGCGUUAACGAGCGGAGCGCACUGGAAUUGGCGGAGCGGUGUUCCGAUGCGUACGCGUUGUCAGUGGACCCUAUCUUCAUUGCAAAGAUGGAUUUAUUGCAGGGGAGGAUACCAAUGAUAGUUCGCCGGACUUGGCCUAAUGGAUCAAUGGAAAACAUUCCUGUGUCUGAGCUGUUGAUUGAUAAGGUCAUGCUUAACAUGCAAAACUAA